UGCAUGGAAAAGACAAUACUCAGGGAUUAAAACCAAACGUUUACCAUGGGUCGUCGCACAUUACUGACGUCAUAACUCCCCUCACCAAGAAACGUCCCUGACACGUGUGGUGGUUUUCAUCAAUUUUACCCAUGGCAGGCUCCUUUUCUCUUGAGCUUGAGGAUUUGUUGAAUCCUUUGCCUAAAUUUGCCGAUCCGGAGGAUGACCAUGACGAGACGACCAAAGCCAAAGUGGUAGAAAGAUUCAAUGAGGACGAGGAUGAAGAUGCGGUCGGCCUCAGUGCCCUGCGGAAGCACACCACAUCCCUGCUCUCAGAAACGGACAGACGGUAUCUGGGGAAGACAGUCUCUCGUAAACAGCUGCUGAUGGAUAUUGAGGCAUCUGGUGAGGAGGAGGAUGAUGAUGAGGACAGCAUAGAAGCGCUAGAAGAAGAAUCUUUGGGGGAUGAAGAUGAUGAAGAAGAACAUGAUUUAGAAGAUGAGGAGUUGGCGGGCAGUGAUGCUAAACUGGCGCCUAAGCCAAAGGGUGCAGACAUGAUCCUUCCUCAGGGAGUGGACUUCCACAAACUGACAGAGGACAUGGAUGACCUGGGUGUGAGUGAAGAUGAUGACGGUGGUGAGGAGGAGAGCGACAGCGAUGACGAAGACGGCGUGGAUGACGAAGCGGUCCUCACAUUUUCUAAAGUAAAAGUAGACAAGGAGGUCGAGAAAGGGAAGGCUGUGAAGCAACAGCUGGCCCUGUGGGACCAACUGCUCGAGGGUCGAAUCAAAAUCCAGAAAGUGCUGGUAAACGCCAACCAGCUUCCACAGACGCCGACCUUCCCAGAGUUCAAGAGGAGGGGUGGCGCCGAACUUGCGGAGGAGCUGAAAAACGCCCACAAAGCUCUGAAAGCCCUUCAGAGAUCCCUGCUGGAGCUGCACGAUCAGCUGCUGUACCAGAAUGCAGACACGAGAGCCAUCGCUCUGGGGGAGGCCGAAGCUCAGGUUGAGGAUGAGGAGAUAAACAGUGAUGAGAUGGAGGACGAAGAGGCGCCCGUCCGGCACGGUGGGGCGCCUAAACGGAAACUGGAAGUGGCAGAGUAUCCAGACUUCAUGGCCAAGCGCUUUGCCGCUUUCCAGCCUUACCGCGACGCCACGUUGCAAAAGUGGCACGAUAAAACCAGACUGAUUAUGGGCAAAGGCAGCAAGGGUUUCGGGGCGUUCGACAGAAACAUAUUGACCCAGGUGGAGCAGGUGCUGAUGGACAAUGAGAGGCUGGUGCGGCGCACCCAGACCCGACGUUCCGAAUACAGGGUCCUGGGGAAGAAGGAGGCCGCUGCUCUCACGUCUGAAACCGUCCCCGCAGAGGGCGAGGAGCUGGAGCGACAGCUGAAAGCAAACACGCAUCUAAAUGAUCUGGACGAGAACAUAUUCGACGACGAUGAUUUCUACCACCAGCUGCUCAGAGAGCUGAUUGAGCGCAGGACGAGCGCGGCGGACCCCAAUGACCAGGUCGCUAUGGGCAGGCAGUGGCUGGCCAUCCAGAAGCUGCGCAGCAAGAUCAAGAAGAAAGUAGAUACCAAAGCCAGCAAGGGGCGCAAGGUUCGAUUCCACAUCCACAGCAAGCUGGUCAAUUUCAUGGCUCCCGUGGACCACAGCUCAGUGAGUGACGAGUUUCGCAGCGAAGUGUACCGUGGCCUCUUUGGUCAGAACGCCGCAGUCAGGGAGUGAUGUGUCGGAGGUACUCGUGAGGAGCACAUACCGAAGUGCCAGGAUGUAAAACAAAGCAGUGCCUUUUUUCACAAACCUCAGAUGAUGCUGAGCAGGACAGAGGAGAGGGCCUGCUCUUUGUGCAAAUGCAUAAUGAGUUCAGUGGAUUUGAAGAAAAAAAAUUUAUGUAUAAAUGUUUCUUCUGUGAACAAGUCUCCUGAUUCAAGUAAAAUGUCUACAAUUUAUACCUUUUUUUUCUUCUCUUUUUUAUAAAUAGUGAACUGUAUAUUCUGUGCCCCAAUUCCAUACAAACUGUAUACGGUAUACUUGUCUUCGUAAUAUACUGUUUUUCUAGUUAGCAUAAAAUAAAUCAACAUGCUUCACCGCUUUGUACGUACAGUGAAUUAUGCCAUAUUUGCAUCCUAAAACAAAAAUGUAAAUAAAGCAAAAUUAAAAAUAAACGAAUAAAACACA
Messenger RNA from Cyclopterus lumpus (lumpfish), 2162 nucleotides. RefSeq names its product apoptosis antagonizing transcription factor (gene aatf). NCBI's taxonomy places the organism in Eukaryota, Metazoa, Chordata, Actinopteri, Perciformes, Cyclopteridae. The record is from RefSeq and is a predicted model, not a curated record. Gene Ontology annotation, biological process: regulation of transcription by RNA polymerase II. The transcript has a single exon. Bases 132 to 1709 code for a protein of 525 amino acids. Gene Ontology annotation, cellular component: nucleolus; nucleus.